GGCUGCGGAGCUGGAGCUGAAGCCGGGCGCGGGCGGCCGCGGUCCCGGCGGCGGCGACGGCAGCGGGAGAAGAUGGUGGCGCUGGAGGUAGGGCCGGCUGGAGCGGAGCUUGAUUCCCAGGCUCGGCAUCGAGGUUGUCAUUAGCGCCGCCUGCUCCCGCGGGCCCGGGGACGCAGCUGUCAGGCAAGAUCAGCGGAUCAAAAUGAGCGCGCAGUGAGCCAGCUCAGCCUCUCUCGGAGUGGUCACCUACGCCCACCAUGAACCACUUGGAGGGGCCCGCGGAGGUGGAGGUGACCGAAGAGGCCGCAGGUGGGGAGGUGAACGAGUCGGUGGAGGCCGACCUCGAGCGCCCCGAGGUGGAGGAGGAACAGCAGCAGCAACAUGCAGGCGGCCACCCGCGGGGGCGCGCCUUCGAGGACCCCCGCGUCCAGCUGGGGCAGCAGGAGGAGGAGGAGCGCGGGGAGUGCCUGGCUCGCUCGGCCAGCACAGAGAGCGGCUUCCACAACCACACGGACACGGCUGAGGGCGACGUGAUUGCCGUGGCCCGCGAUGGCUACGACGCGGAGCGUGCGCAGGAUCCAGAGGACGAGAGCGCGUAUGCGGUUCAGUACCGGCCCGAGGCCGAGGAGUACACGGAGCAGGCGGAGGCUGAGCACGCUGAGGCCGCACACCGCCGCGCGCUGCCCAACCACCUGCACUUCCACUCGCUGGAGCAUGAGGAGGCCAUGAAUGCCGCCUACUCGGGCUACGUCUACACGCACCGGCUCUUCCACCGCAGUGAGGACGAGCCCUACGCUGAGCCCUACGCCGACUAUGGCGGCCUCCAGGAGCACGUGUACGAGGAGAUCGGGGACGCGCCCGAGCUGGAGGCCCGUGAAGGCCUGCGGCUGUACGAGCAGGAGGGGGACGAGGCGGCUGCCUACCGUCAGGAGGCCCUGGGCGCACGGCUGCAUCACUACGAUGAGCGCUCUGAUGGAGAGUCCGACAGCCCCGAGAAGGAGGCCGAGUUCGCGCCCUACCCGCGCAUGGACAGCUACGAGCAGGAAGAGGACAUCGACCAGAUCGUGGCCGAGGUGAAGCAGAGCAUGAGCUCGCAGAGCCUCGAUAAGGCGGCCGAGGACAUGCCCGAGGCCGAGCAGGACCUGGAGCGUGCCCCUACCCCGGGCGGGGGCCGCCCCGACAGCCCUGGGAUGCAGGCGCCGCGGGCGGUGGGCACUGCAGGCAGCGGCGAGGCGGUGCAGCGGUACAGCAAGGAGAAGAGGGAUGCCAUCUCGCUGGCCAUCAAGGACAUCAAGGAGGCCAUCGAGGAGGUGAAAACCAGGACCAUCCGUUCGCCUUACACUCCCGACGAGCCCAAAGAGCCCAUCUGGGUCAUGCGCCAGGACAUUAGCCCCACCAGGGACUGUGAUGACCCGAGGCCAGUGGAUGGAGAUUCUCCGUCUCCUGGCAGCUCCUCGCCCCUGGGUGCAGAGUCCUCUGGUACACCCCAUCACCCCAGUGAUCCCGCAGAAGCCUCCACCAACAAAGAGUCAAGAAAAAGCUUGGCGUCAUUUCCAACCUACGUUGAAGUUCCCGGACCUUGUGACCCCGAAGACCUGAUCGAUGGAAUCAUUUUUGCUGCCAAUUACCUUGGCUCCACCCAGUUGCUCUCAGACAAAACUCCUUCCAAAAAUGUGCGCAUGAUGCAGGCCCAGGAGGCAGUAAGCAGGAUCAAGAUGGCCCAGAAAUUAGCCAAAAGCAGGAAGAAGGCUCCUGAGGGUGAAUCUCAGCCAAUGACAGAAGUGGAUCUCUUCAUAUCUACCCAGAGAAUCAAAGUAUUGAAUGCCGACACACAGGAAACAAUGAUGGACCACCCCCUGAGGACCAUCUCCUACAUUGCCGACAUCGGAAACAUCGUUGUGCUCAUGGCCCGCAGGCGGAUGCCCCGCUCCAACUCCCAGGAGAACGUGGAAGCCUCCCACCCCUCCCAGGACGGAAAACGGCAGUACAAAAUGAUCUGCCACGUCUUCGAGUCGGAGGACGCCCAGCUGAUCGCACAGUCCAUUGGGCAGGCAUUUAGUGUAGCAUACCAGGAAUUCCUCAGGGCCAAUGGGAUUAACCCUGAAGAUCUCAGCCAGAAGGAGUACAGUGACCUCCUCAAUACCCAGGACAUGUACAAUGAUGACCUGAUUCACUUCUCCAAGUCUGAAAACUGCAAAGAUGUUUUCAUAGAGAAGCAGAAGGGAGAAAUCCUGGGCGUGGUGAUAGUGGAGUCCGGCUGGGGCUCCAUCCUGCCCACAGUGAUCAUAGCCAACAUGAUGCACGGAGGCCCCGCCGAGAAGUCCGGGAAGCUGAAUAUUGGCGACCAGAUCAUGUCCAUCAAUGGCACCAGCCUGGUGGGCCUGCCCCUGUCCACCUGCCAGAGCAUUAUUAAGGGCUUGAAGAACCAGUCCCGCGUCAAGCUGAACAUCGUGCGGUGUCCUCCCGUCACCACCGUGCUGAUCCGGAGACCGGACCUGCGCUACCAGCUGGGGUUCAGUGUCCAGAACGGAAUCAUCUGCAGCCUCAUGCGUGGAGGGAUAGCCGAGCGGGGCGGCAUCCGCGUGGGACACCGGAUCAUCGAAAUCAACGGACAGAGUGUUGUCGCCACCCCGCACGAGAAGAUCGUCCACAUCCUUUCCAAUGCUGUUGGGGAGAUCCACAUGAAGACGAUGCCAGCCGCCAUGUACCGGCUGCUGACGGCCCAGGAGCAGCCGGUUUACAUCUGA
This is a messenger RNA of Elephantulus edwardii (Cape elephant shrew), 2747 nucleotides long. It is a transcript of the gene APBA1, whose product is annotated as amyloid beta (A4) precursor protein-binding, family A, member 1. Gene Ontology annotation, molecular function: protein binding; amyloid-beta binding. Lineage: Eukaryota; Metazoa; Chordata; Mammalia; Macroscelidea; Macroscelididae. Gene Ontology annotation, cellular component: plasma membrane; cytoplasm; dendritic spine. The coding region runs from base 258 to 2747 and encodes 829 amino acids. The record is from RefSeq and is a predicted model, not a curated record. Gene Ontology annotation, biological process: chemical synaptic transmission. The transcript has 13 exons.